Colletotrichum truncatum is the source of this 801-nucleotide messenger RNA. Its product is annotated as rhomboid protein 2. Lineage: Eukaryota; Fungi; Ascomycota; Sordariomycetes; Glomerellales; Glomerellaceae. The record is from RefSeq and is a predicted model, not a curated record. Gene Ontology annotation, molecular function: serine-type endopeptidase activity. Gene Ontology annotation, cellular component: membrane.
AUGGCCUCAAACGUGACGUCCUUCAGCACGCUGCGGGCGCGGUCUUAUAUCCUUCGGCUGCCACUCUUCACACGCAUCGUUCUCCUCAUCAUUGUGGCCGCCUGGCUUGCCAGUAUACAGUCUGUCUGGGACGUUAAGCAAUGGGGCGCGUUAAUACCCGACCAACUGUCCUUUACAUCCUCUUAUCGAAUGAAUACUUAUCCCUUCGUCCAUACGAACUUCAUCCAUGUGGUCCUUAAUUUGGUGGCCCUUACGCCGUUAAUGGAACGAUUCGAGGCGGAAUUCGGGACACUGACUUCAAUAGCGCUUUUCAUCGGCCCACUAUCGACAAUCCCAGCCGUUACCUAUGUUCUGAUUGAGCGAUUUCUCUUCAAAGGCAAUGUUGCUGUUUUAGGUGCCAGCAUAUGGGUGUUCCUACUUCUCGGCAUGGAGGCGAUUCGCACCUAUAAGACGAACCCCCAUUUGACGAUCGCUACGCAUUCGAUUCCUACAUGGACGACUCCUUUGAUUCUUAUCCUAGUUGUCACGGCUCUUGUUCCUGGUACAAGUUUGCUGGGCCAUCUGUGCGGCGUUCUGGUUGGGUAUUUAUUCGGCCUCGGAUAUUUAAAAUUUCUGAGUCCGCCCGAGAAAGCUCUCCGCUGGGUCGAGUCGAAGUUGAAUCUGUUAGGACGUCUCCCGCAUUAUGUGAGCGUGGACCAGAAGACAUACGGCCGCUUCGGCGUAUUGCCUUCCAAUAACCACGCUCCCGGCGGCAGUGCGCCCAUCGCUCUUGUGGGCAGUACACAGAGACUUGGCCCCUAA